Messenger RNA from Cyanistes caeruleus (blue tit), 2053 nucleotides. The record is from RefSeq and is a predicted model, not a curated record. Lineage: Eukaryota; Metazoa; Chordata; Aves; Passeriformes; Paridae.
GCCAUUAUUCCUCUGUGGGAUCUGAGACCAGGAGGUGACAAAACAGCCACCAUGAGCCAAGUGACAAUCAAGGACCUUGAAGUUCUCAACUGUGAAUAUGGCAAGAAUACAAUUAAGUUCCUUCGCCUUCACAGAGAGGGAAAGAAGCAUUUCGUUAAAGAAGUGGAAGUGUGUGCACAUCUCCGGCUGACUUCUCCUCAGGAGUACCUGGACGGGAACAAUUCUCUUGUGAUACCUACAGACACCAUAAAGAAUACUGUCCUUGUGUUGGCCAAAAAAAAUGGGAUCCCAAGUUUAGAACAAUUUGCUAUAGAUAUCUGCAAUCACUUCAUGACAACAUUUUGCCAAGUGGCCUACGUCAAAACCUACGUUCAAGAAGUACCAUGGCAACGUCUGCAUGAGGAUGGAGUUCCCCACAUCCACUCAUUCAUAUGUGUUCCUGAUGGAAUCCGCUUCUGUGAAGCUGAGCAGUGCCGGAAUGGUCCUCUGGUUGUCUUUGCUGGAAUUAAGGACCUGAAACUUAUGAAGACAACGCAGUCUGGAUUUGAAGGCUUCUGUAAGGAUGAACACACCACACUUCCUGAAAGGCAUGACAGGAUUCUGUGUGGAGAGCUCUUCUGCAAAUGGUCAUAUGGCGAAUGCAAGGAUUUUGACUUUGACUGCAUAUGGAAGAAAAUCCGUGAAUGUAUCCUUGAAGCCUUUGCUGGACCACCUGACUGUGGGGAAUAUUCACCCUCUUACCAGAAAACUGUCAACUGUAUCCAGAUGCUUGUCCUUUCCAGAGUGUCACAGGUAUCUUCUUUCCUCCUAAUGAUGUUUUACUUCAACAAUAGUGAAUGUUAAUUGCACCACUGAGAAGACCAACAUGAGACUGUUAUUUCCUCUGUCAGUUCUAAGACUGGCAACUCCCCAGCUGGGAACACAAUGUGGGAGAACUUCACUCAGUUCUUGGCAGCCCUUGAAUAAAAGUGAAAGGUGUGCUACACAUGUUCACUAGAUUACAUUUGAUCAACUGUACUGGGGGAGGGUGGGGUGGCAUUGUUCUUUUUUACACAGAGUGAAAAGCUUGCCAGGCUGUUGACUGAAAAGGUGCCCUAAUUCAUUGUCUCAUCCAUUCUCAUGGUUUCAGGUACAGGUCAUAGAAGUCGUCUUGAACAACACUUUUUAUAAUGUUGUAGACAUGAAGAAUCUAGGCUUGACCAAUGACAAAGAAGUAAGUAACUGUUUUAAAUACAACUUGACUGUCCGCUUUAGAAAUACUCAGCCUCAAAGCAUAGCAGCAGUUCUUCAUAAAACAGAGUUAAAGUGAGCAAGCUUUCUUCCCCCGUCCCAAUAAAAGCUCCAUAUUACUUCUAAAAAGACUUACAUUGAUUGCAAAAGGAGGAUGAAUAAUUUUCUUCUUGUGGUAUUGGUAAAAGCUAAAGGUCAAGUGGAAUACUCUGGACAUCAAAAGGAUCUGUAACAGAGACUGUCUCUGAAAAAUUAUUCCUGUUUUCUCCACUGAAUUUUACUCUCAAUUAACAAUUACAAUUAACCUGGGCAUUUUACCCAAGCAGAAUACACUGUGGCAUCCCAGAUUGGUCCAACAGUGGAUGAGGUACAAGCCUGGGAUCAGGCAGAGGGCAUGAGGUAGGGGGUGAGAUGCAUUUGCUCCUCCCUCCACAGCUGCUCUAGCACAGCUAGGUCCAGCUGAAAGUCUAUUACUCUCAUAUGAAAGAGAAAAAUUGAGUUACUCCAUUUGACAUCAAUGGUCUAUAGUCUGUUUAUUAUCUAGUCUCCCUCCAAAGUCUGCUACUGGGCUCUGCUAUCCUUUCCCUCCUUCAUGUGGACAUUACAGAUCCACUUUUACUUGUGAUAAUGUCAGCAUCUAGCACUGAUGUUCAUAAGAGAGGGAAAGAGUCUGGGCAUGAUUUUAUAAGGAGGCGAAUAGCUGCAUUUUUCUGCUGGCACAUCCUCAUCUCAAACAUAACCUUUGUGUUUGUGCUUAUGCCCCUCAGGUUUUCGUUCCAGUGGAAGCUCCUUAUGGCUCCUGUGCUUGCACACUUGGCAGGAA